CUCGUUUUGCCGCUGACACCAUCGCGAUGAAUGUGCGUCUCAUAGUCUCAUGUGUUUCGAAUGUUUCCAAUCCUUCUUAUUCUUAGCGGCGGUCUCAUUUCGACGGUAGAGUCGUUGUACGUGCGCGGAAUAUGGCGGAUCGUCUCACGCAAUUGCAAGACACUAUAAAUCAGCAAGCCGAACAUUUUUGUAACAGCGUAGGUAUUUUGCAACAAUAUUCCACGCCGAGUAAAUUUCCCGGUUUCGACCGCGUGGGAACGCCGCAACCACAUCAACCUCAGGAAGAUUAUGCGGCACUGUUUGCGACGCUCAUAGCGAGAUGCGCCAAGGAUAUCGACACCCUUAUAGAAAGUUUGCCGAGUGAAGAAUCUUCGCAGGAGUUGCAAGUCGCGAGCCUUGGCCGCCUCGAGCAAGAGAAUCGAGAAGCCGGCGAACGAUUGGAAGAAGUGGUCCGGCAGGGAGAGUCUCUAUUGCAAAGGAUUCAAGCCGCUCUCCAAGACAUCGCUCAGAGUCAACUGGACAUGCAGGAUCCCGCCGCGUCUGCGAUUGAUGUUCGUCUUAACGUUGACGCGACGAUGACCGCGGCCGCCGCCGUGACGCUCGUCAAACGAGAGAACGUUCAAUCGGUGGUGAACAAUACCGUGUCUUCGAACGGUACGCAACAUCGACUGUCGUCGACGGCGGCAGAUCCUUCGCUCGGUUCUGUCGAUCAAUGACCACCCUGACCAUCUCUUUCAUGGCGACUCGAUUGUGAUUCGUUCCGAGUGACGAGUGCGAGAUAUUUUUUCGUACGGGUAAGUGUAAGAAAUAACGUAAGCGUUCGGGUAGAGGAACGAUGGUGACGACGUGUCGACUCGAUACGACUCGCGGUCGUAUCGAUGAGGUGCGGAAAGACGGGGCUAAUCGCGUUGCGACAUGAACGCGGUCGAGUCGAUCGCGCGACGCUCUUUAUUCGAUUACUUUUUCAAAAGAUUUAUAAACGUUUCUCUUGGUA
This is a messenger RNA of Ceratina calcarata, 994 nucleotides long. RefSeq names its product mediator complex subunit 21 (gene MED21). Gene Ontology annotation, cellular component: mediator complex. The transcript is spliced from 3 exons. Gene Ontology annotation, molecular function: transcription coregulator activity. The record is from RefSeq and is a predicted model, not a curated record. Bases 132 to 716 code for a protein of 194 amino acids. Lineage: Eukaryota; Metazoa; Arthropoda; Insecta; Hymenoptera; Apidae. Gene Ontology annotation, biological process: regulation of transcription by RNA polymerase II.